GCUGGACGGCAGCUGUGUAAUGUCUAUCAUCCUGUCAGGCUGGGCGUCCUCUUCACUGCUGAUGGCUCGGGUGGUCAACAGUCUGGCCCUCGAGGGACCGUAGUCCUUCCUCUCCACAGAGGGGGGCAACGUGGGCAAGGAGCACGUUUCAAUCUCAGGUGAGCACCCAUCAUGGAGCCAGCGAGUGAAAAGUUCAGAUGUGAGCUUGAGGAGUUCUUCAGGAGGGGAAGAUAAUGUGGAGAACUGGCCCAGGUCCGUCUCCUCCUGGAACCUCUGGUACAAGAAAACAAGGAGCAAAUCAAUAUCAUCCACAUGAGUGUCUGCUUCAGAUCCAGGAUGAGGGAGUGAUUUAGGUGCUCAUCCCAGAGGUUUUUAAGGAGCACAUGCCAGGAGUCCAGGAGGACAACUGCAGCAGGGAACACACAGCACUGCAGGGAAAUUGUAAAACAACAACACCAAAGACUUGGGCAGGCAUGGCGUCAGACGGAUUAGAGAUGCCUCCAUCUCCACCAGAGGACCAGAGGGAGGAUGGGGCAGACACAGAGGCAGGGGUCCCCCCUGACCCUGAAAAUGGCAAAGAUACAGUAAAGUCUUCAACGGAGCCAGCAGGACAGGAUGAAAACAGUGUCAGCGUGUGCAGGUUUUUCCUGAUGGGGAGGUGCCACUUUGGACACAGAUGUCGCUUCUCACACAGUGCCCCGUCAGUGGAUGAUUCAGGAGUUGCAACUUCUGACCAGGAUGACAAAUCCAAGAAGAAAGUGAACAAAUCAAGAAACCCAAGAUCUGAGACAAAAGAGGUGAACAAAAAGCCCCGCAUGCGCACAGCAGAUGAUGUUAUCUCUCGAAUCCUGUGGGACUCCUCAGUGGACUCAUCAGAGUUUGUAGUGGGGUACGUGGAUCGCUUCCUGGGUGUGUUGGACCGUCCCUUUGAUGACUUUAACUGGGACGUCAACCCCUGUGACUGUGAUUACACAACUGAGCUGGCCCUCCCCAGACACAGGAUCCAGUACUUCACCUACAGAGGGCACCGCGUGUGGGACCGCCACAGCAGGACCGACAAGGUCUUUGGAUCCACCGGUCAAUCUUUGGCUCCCCCCUUUGGAGGGGAGGGGGAAGUAAAGGAAAUAAACACAGACGGCCAGGAAGAACAGCAAGAGCUCCCUAGAACAAUAGAAGAGCAGCCACCUGCUGUAUGUGGGCAGAAGGAGAGUGAAUCAGGCGAGUGUAUUCAUACCGAAGACACACAUCUGGAUGAGGAGAAGCAGAGGGAGAUGAAUAUUCACACUCCUGACUCAACACCAGCAGCUCCACAGUGCGGAAGAGACACUUCUCAGGAAAAACAGGAAGCACGAGGAGCAUGUGUUAUGGAGGAUCCAGAUAAAAGACUGGAGUCUUCAACAGACUACAUGUCCUCAUCCCAAAAAGAAGAAAAAGAAGAAGAAGGUGUAAAAGAGGAGACUGAGGGGGAUACUUCAGCAGAAUGGCAAGAGAGUUGGGAAGGCAAUGAGGAUACUCUGAGUAAUCUAGGAGCCCUGAACAUCAGCCAGAAUCCAUCAACCCCUCUGGAGCAGAGGGAGGAGAAGCAAGGUGGUCGCCCCGCUAAAAAGCGACCCACACACUUCAUCACCUUCAGAGCCAACACUCCUGCUGUCCUCUCCUGUUUCCAGCAGCUGCAGGAAGAGCUCACCUCCCUCCUCCCCUCCUCUGCCCCUCACUGGCAGACAGCCUCCAGCCUCCAUGUCACCAUGUGCCUCCUGGUGCUGUCCGGCCCUGCUGAGGUGGCCGCUGCUGGGGAGAUCCUGCAACGGUUUGCCCAUUUGGAUCGAAACCCUCCCGUGGCUCUGACCUUUCCCGUGAAGCUGAAACAUUUCAACGGGAAGGUGCUGUACCUGAGUCCCCAACCUCAGCUCCACCUCCAGCAGCUCAACAGUGGCCUGCAGGAGGCUUACAGGGAGGAGGGCUUGCUCCACAGGGACUCUUUCAACCCACGCUACCACCUUACGCUGGCCAAGGUAGAGGACAGAGAUGGGGAGAGGAUAUUUGAAGGGGUAGGGGACCUGAAGGUGGGAAAGGGAUUAAAUUUUGGUCGCCUGCCUGUAAACACCUUACACCUUUGUACCAUGGGAGUCUCCAAAAUAGAUGGUUUUUAUGAGACUGUGUGCACCGUAACUCUCAGAUGAUAGCUACUUUAAACACAUUUACUACCUUCAUGUACGGUGAUACUUUAGAUACUCUUGUGAGGGCAGUACUACUGACGUAAGCACUUUUGAUGGGGCGUAACAAACCAAAUUUGGUGUUUGUAUUUUAACUAUUGUAGAAGAUAAAUAAUAAUUUUUACAAUUAUUGUUAAAUUAUUAUUAUUUCAUAUAUUGGGGGCACUUUCUAAGAGUUAGGCCAAUCAAAUUUGAAUAGGAAGGCCUGAAGGGAGUCGAGUAUAACUCUAUGCAGGGGUGCACAAUGACAGAUUAAACCUUAUCAACCUGCAAGGUUACUCUAGUCCUGCUUAGCUUAAAUGAUUAUAUGAGGGAUUGAAUGAAAAUGAUUGUAUUUUCUUAAUGAAUGUAGUUUAAACGGUGUGACAUUGAUGAUUCUAGAAGAAAAUUCAUGCUAAAUUUGAUGUUAGAGCUGCUACAACACAUCCAUGACUGGAUAUUAGUGCAGGUGUUAAAUGGUUGAACAGAGGAAGGUAAACUCAAUGUAACUUAAUGGAGAAUAAAAACAGUCAGGGGCUGUUACAUUUAUUAUAGUUUACUGUUUGGUUUAUAUUUCAUGUUUAAAUGUUUUUUUAUCCGUCGACUCAGUUUGGGUUUGUUCUCAGUUUUUUUUUCAACAAUCUUUUAAUCUUUUUAGACCAAAGUUAAUUUAUCACAUUAAGAUUUAAACAACAAAUGAAUCUGUUUCCACAAUACACAUUAGCUGCAGCAUCAGUCAAACCCAUAGAAUAAGCAACUACAGUACUGUCAGUGGAUCCCCUGCUGCUGUAUGACACAUGUAGAUAGUUUUUCAUCUGUUGUCAUUUCAUCUGUUGUCAUUCCAUAAUUUCACCAUCAAUGCAGAUUAGAAUACCUUCUUUCUUUAAAUAUAAAACGCCUUCAGUAGAAUGUAAAUGACUUCUGGUGCAUGAGGCCAGCUUUGAUGCACAAGCCUGACUUUAUUCAUGCCUUGCUUUGAUAUCAACUGUUUAACAGCCACACAGACACUACAUAUGCAUCUGCCAUAAAGGCUUAUGCACCAGACAUAAAUUGUUUACGAGGGGGAAAAGAUUACAUUUUUCUUUGCGGCCAUGAAUUAACCAAAGUGGAUGUAAUCUGCAGCUCUUAAUUCCCCGGUUUUUACAAUCUGUUUUCUAUGAAUAUUGUAUGCACUGUUUUCCACAGAAGCCUUUGUUCAUUUUACAACGAAUGAUAAGCAGUAGAUUGUAAAGGGUAUUAAAUAUUAAAUUGGCUGUUUUAAA
Messenger RNA from Notolabrus celidotus (New Zealand spotty), 3454 nucleotides. RefSeq names its product leukocyte receptor cluster (LRC) member 9 (gene leng9). Gene Ontology annotation, molecular function: metal ion binding. The record is from RefSeq and is a predicted model, not a curated record. NCBI's taxonomy places the organism in Eukaryota, Metazoa, Chordata, Actinopteri, Labriformes, Labridae. The transcript is spliced from 9 exons. The coding region runs from base 384 to 2180 and encodes 598 amino acids.